Messenger RNA from Myotis daubentonii (Daubenton's bat), 1372 nucleotides. Its product is annotated as olfactory receptor 6E1. The coding region runs from base 1 to 936 and encodes 311 amino acids. Gene Ontology annotation, cellular component: membrane. Gene Ontology annotation, molecular function: olfactory receptor activity; G protein-coupled receptor activity. Lineage: Eukaryota; Metazoa; Chordata; Mammalia; Chiroptera; Vespertilionidae. Gene Ontology annotation, biological process: G protein-coupled receptor signaling pathway. The record is from RefSeq and is a predicted model, not a curated record. The transcript has a single exon.
AUGGGAAACCACACCACUGUCACUGAGUUUGUCCUCCUGGGGCUCUCAGAUGCCUGUGAGCUGCAGAUGCUCAUCUUCCUGGGGCUCCUCUUGACCUACCUCCUCACUCUACUGGGCAAUCUCCUCAUCGUGGUCGUCACCCUCAUAGACAGGCGCCUCCACACUCCCAUGUACUAUUUCCUUCGCAACUUUGCUAUCCUGGAGAUCUGGUUUACCUCAGUCAUCUUCCCCAAAAUGCUGACCAAUAUCCUGAUCGGAUAUAAGACCAUCUCCCUACUAGGCUGUUUCAUACAAAGUUUCCUGUAUUUCUUCCUGGGCACAACAGAGUUCUUCCUACUGGCAGUGAUGUCCUUUGACAGGUAUGUGGCCAUAUGUAAUCCCUUGCGUUAUGCCACCAUCAUGAGCAAAAGGGUCUGUGUCCAGCUAGUGCUUUGUUCAUGGAUGACAGGAUUCAUCCUCAUCAUCAUUCCAACUUUCAUCGCAUUUCAGCAGCCAUUUUGUGGCCCCAAUAUCAUCAAUCAUUUCUUCUGUGACAGCUUUCCACUCCUGGAACUCAUAUGUGCAGAUACAAGUCUGAUAGAGCUUCUGGGCUUUAUUGUGGCCAACUUCAGCUUACUGGGCACUCUGUCUGUGACGGCCACCUGCUAUGGCCACAUCCUCUACACCAUCCUACGCAUCCCCUCAGCCAAGGAGAGGCAGAAAGCCUUCUCAACCUGUUCCUCCCACAUCAUUGUUGUGUCUCUCUUCUAUGGCAGCUGCAUCUUCAUGUAUAUCCGGUUGGGCAAGGGUGACCAGGGGAAGGACAGGAACAAGGUUGUGGCCUUGCUCAACACAGUGGUGACCCCGAUGUUUAACCCCUUCAUCUACACCCUGAGGAACAAGCAAGUGAAACAGGUAUUCAGUGAGAAAAUGAACAAGUUCCUCUUAAAAAGAUGAGCUGGCCUGACCAGCAUGGCUCAGUGGUUGAGUGUUGAUCUAUGAACCAGGAGAUCAUGGUUCAAUUCCUACUCAGGGCACAUGCUCGGGUUGCGGGCUCCAUCCUAGAGGCAGCCAAUCAAUGACUCUCUCUCAUCAUCGAUGUUUCUCUCUCUCUCUUCCUCUCCCUUCCUCUCUGAAAUCAGUAAAAAUAUGUAUAUUUUUUAAAAAGAUGAGCUGGACCUGAGGAAAGGGGAAAAUUGCCUCCUUUUCUCUGCAAAUACAGCUCUUGUCCUGAUCUCCAUGAACUAUCCCCUCCUAGACAGUUUUUUACCUUGUACUCAAAUCUAUAGGGCUUUCUUACAUGUAUCAUUAGUGACUUAUGCAAUUUUGUCAGAGAAUACAAAAAAACUCAAUAUACCACUACCAUGUCUGCUAUGUCUUAAUGUUUCUGACC